Topomyia yanbarensis is the source of this 3583-nucleotide messenger RNA. Its product is annotated as CCAAT/enhancer-binding protein-like. Gene Ontology annotation, molecular function: DNA-binding transcription factor activity, RNA polymerase II-specific; RNA polymerase II cis-regulatory region sequence-specific DNA binding. The transcript has a single exon. The record is from RefSeq and is a predicted model, not a curated record. Lineage: Eukaryota; Metazoa; Arthropoda; Insecta; Diptera; Culicidae. Gene Ontology annotation, biological process: regulation of transcription by RNA polymerase II; DNA-templated transcription. The coding region runs from base 916 to 2103 and encodes 395 amino acids.
UCGACUGUCAACAGUGAAAACGCGCUCGCGUGCUCUCUUUCUUCGAGUUGAGUUUUAUCGGGAAAAACAAAACCGAAAGUGGUUCUAUUCCCAGCAGUGGGUUGGAUAAUCGACUGUCGUGAAGCGGGGGUAGAAGUUUGGAGUAGCGUUUGAUUCGGACGGUUAGAAAUGAUCGUGACGUGACGUCGGCCGAGUGAGUGAAACAGAACCACUCUUGGUUUUAAACCGUGUUGAGUCCGUUGGAGUUAGGAACGGUGUCCUACGACACAUACUGAAAAGUGGUUUGUGAGAAAGUGCAAACUUCUCUGAGACGCUGCCCCCCCUUAUUCAUCGAAAGGGAUAGAUAGAAAAUCCGGGGGAGAGAGCAAGACAAUCUACUGUUGGAUUCGAAAGAAGAAGUUUUUAAUAUAUAACAAGUUGCAUCAUAGUCUUAAGACUUCAGUCUUAAGAAAGUGAACCGCCAAUAAACAUCUUUCGCAAAAAAAAGAAACAAAGCAAAACAGUACUGUGCGAUGCGAUGCGGGUUAGUGAUACAUUCCGCGCGCUUUCUCGAGUUAUUGCUGAAUUUUUGAAAUCCUGUUAGGGAUUUUCCGGGAUCGAGCAGCAGCAAGGAAGUUGAGUCAUUUUACCUGAAUUGGAUAUUUUGGAUUACGAUGGAUUAUUUUUAUUUAUGGAUAUAUAACCGGAAGAAAUGUGAAUGUAUUAUGCAAAAUCUGUGAUAUGUGGUGAUGUUUCAAAUGGACUGUUGACCGUGAUGAGGACUUCUAAGGACUAAGAGUGAAAUUGUGCAAUAAAUGAAGAAAUAAAAGGUGCAAAUUUAGGAAUUGUGAGGUUUUUGUGCAAUAAACCAACAAUACGAAUUUUGAGAUAAUCACUUGGAAGAAGCGUUUCUGGAGUGAUAUUUGUUAUCAAAAUAUGGAAUCGCCUCAAAUGUACGAUACAAAUCAAAUUCAAGUGCGCAGUGAUAUUAAAAAACUAACGAUGGCAGCCAACAACAAUAAUGCAUCAACACCUAACAACAAUAACUCACCAACGGCGGUCAACCAGAAUACGUUGGCUCUUAAGCAACAGCAACAUCAGCAGCAACAACAAGCCCAGUUAAAUCCAAUUGUGCACCCUAACGGCAACGUGUUGACCAACGGGAACCUUCUAUCGAAGCAGAUGCUCCAGCAAAUCCAGUACUCCCAGAGUGAAUUGGAUGAGCUUACAUCUCAGGAAAUUUCACUGGACCUCCAGCAUCUGAUCGAUGAUCAGUUUCGUGACCCGGAGGCUCUCGGUAUAUUCACCGAAAUGGUUACCGUUGGCAGUACAAACGGUAAUGUUACGAAUCCCUUGGUACAGACAGCGGCUGCUAAAGCUCUCCAACUACAGCAGGCUCGAUUGUCUCAGCAUACCAAUGGAAAUACCAACUAUCAACGAUCUCUGGCCUACAUGCCACAGCCAGUUCACACUGGCGCUACCUAUACAAACAACUCCAGCGAUGAGAACAGCAGCGUCGGUUCUUCGGAUUCAGCUAACAUCAAAGAGGAACCGGUCGAUCCGAAUGAGUAUCGUCGCCAACUUCAGCAAGCCACGGGGGCCCAGUUCAUGGGGAACACAACAUACCAGCUUGCUGGCGGCGGUGCUGGUGGUGGAGGUGGUAGUGUUGGAACGGGAAACUACGUGACCAACGGAAAUGGUAAUACCUUCUCGAACCUUACUCCAGCUACAGUGUUACAUCACCAAGCCUUGCCACACCUCGCCGGAGCUGCCCAUCUGGCGAAUCUUACCAAGCACAAUAAGUUACUUCCGCACGUGUCCCGUAAGUCCCAGCAAAAACACGUCGAUAAGGGUACCGACGAGUACCGGAGGCGACGUGAGCGAAACAACAUAGCCGUCCGAAAGUCCCGCGAAAAAGCCAAAGUGCGAUCCCGUGAGGUGGAGGAAAAGGUUAAAGCACUUCUCAAGGAGAAGGACGUCCUACUACGAAAAAUCGAGGAAAAGAACAACGAGAUCCAGCUAUACAAGCAGCUCUACAUGCAUCUGAUGAACCACAGCAAUCCGGAGAUCAAUCAGAUCUGUCGCAGCGCGCUGAAUCUUUCAAACAUGGGUGAUCAUAUGUAGGGUUAGUAAUUUUGUGCAAUCGACUCUCCUCCCGCUUUUUUCUAGUUCUUCCUCUACAUUCAAACUCACACUACUGUACAAGAAGUAGUCUGUCUAGCUUGUAGUAAAUUAAAUCGCAUGAAACGCAUUAUUUAGUGAAAUUUAGUGAAGCGAAAAGUUUGUAAAUAUCAAUCAAAAAUUGGAGAAUAAGUGUGAGCUCAUACAAAUCGACCUUACUUUUUUGAUGAACGUUUUAGUACCAAAGACAGUAUGUAUAAAAAUGUGUAACCGGUCGGACCACCACCUUAGGGUGGUCACAAAAGUAGUAAAGAUUAUAUAAAAAUGUGCGAGGCAGUGUAAAGCUUGACUUGGAAAAUAUUUGUACAUAGACUUAAAUUUUUAUUUACCAUGCAUACAGCUGCUGAAGUGCGAGAAAGUUAUAUUUUCUACCUAACAGGACAGCUUCGACAAGACUUGUUUUUACUCCUAUUACCACCUUGUUUACCAUAUAUUUUAUUCGUUUGUGAAUGUUGAAUAAAUGUAUAAAAAUGGCUUGAAAACCAAGUGUUAUGUUUGAUCGACAGAAAGAAAAAGUCUAUUUGUGUUGAACCCUCUUGAUCGUACAUAAUUGUGUAAAGUAAUAUUUUUCGCAGCAUUAACCCAAGGUCAGUUUUGAAAUGCCUCAUAUUGGCUUCCGUUUCCCAUCGACCAACUAUAAACUUAUGUAUUUUAAUGUAUUUUAUCCUUUAUCCUUCUAGAAACUGAAAAUAGAAAUGAAACGUGAUUGCUUGAAACAAAGUUACCAAUCUCAGUCCAUUAAACUACUUUUAUUUAUGUAAUAAAUCGUGUAAAAAUCUCAUCUUGUAUCAAAUUGAACUAGUAUCAAAUUGAAAUCGAAAAGACAUUUGUUAUACUGUAUAAAUUAAAGCAAAAUCGAACAACACGCGGAAAUCGUCGCAAUAAUAAGUAAUUUCAGUAUCUGGAGCGGCUAUCGAAGCAAGCUAGGUUAAUUUUGCAUAGAGAAAGUGAUCUAGAAUUACAAUAAUAGUUACAGUAGCAAGAGGAGCGAAACCGAAAGUGAACUGAAAAUUACACACACAUACAAAACCUUUGACUUACAACUCAAGACUCGAUGGCCUAAGGUGAAAUAUAUAUUUUUCGAUUAAUUUUAUUGAGCGCAAAAUGUAAAUGAUAGUUCUAUAUCUUGAUUAUGUCAUUGACUAAUCGGGAAACUGGAAACCGGUUUGUUACCGUUUAGGCAACUGUCACACAAGUGUAGUGCAUUAGAUAAGUUAGUGGAAAUCUGGAUGUUUAUUACUUUUCUUUAACGUCGUUCGGUAGUUAUUCGAUUUACAAACAAAAACUGGGAUGCGAGUUAAACUAGUUCUUGAAGCAAGACUCUCAUAUUUCUAUAAUUAUAAAAACAAACUUACACAUGAAAAGAACCAACACAAACACAAGUAUCGUAUUUUUCUCAGCUUGAAAAGUCUGUUUUGAAAAU